Molecule: messenger RNA, 1377 nt
Organism: Synchytrium microbalum
Lineage: Eukaryota; Fungi; Chytridiomycota; Chytridiomycetes; Synchytriales; Synchytriaceae
Exons: 6
Source: RefSeq, a predicted model, not a curated record
AUGGCUGCUGCUGCAAAUGCUGCUAGGGCUGUUAAAGCCGUUGAACUUGGAUCUUUUCCAAGCUAUACUAUUGAUGGCGUUUUGCCAUGGUCAUCUUGGCUCACCAAGUUUGACAAGAUUUACAAUACUCGUAGACCACUUAACGAUCCACAAGAUCGUGUAAAGCUGGCUACUAUAACCAACUACUUGCAUCCUCAAGUUGUACGCACCCAGUCCUCUGGUGAUAUGAGAGGUACUUUUGAAACUUGUACUCAAUCCAGCCAGUUGAGGGAAAUUGAUGCAAAUCAAGCCCCUAAUGAUGAACAGCUCCGAUCUCGUUUUUAUACCGGAUUAAAUGGGAUAUCGAGUGGGUGUUCGUCUGCUUCAUCUCUGGUUUGUACAUCGUCAACAGACGGAUCUGGCGCAUUGAAACGUGCAUCCGGCAGUGGCUGGUCGAGACUGCUAGAUGCUGUAGCAGGGGUUGCUGGAGAAGCCGAGACUUCACUCGCAACUCGUAGAGAAACACACCGACAGAAUGGUGUCAAGGCUGCAUUCAUAAUCCGCCAGCAUGUAGCCCAAUCUAUCUCAUCUCAACUUCCUAUCACUUGGUCGGCCUAUGCUAUGAUGCAACAUCUGACGACUCAAUAUGGUGGAUCAACUGCAGUCAAUCUAGUAGUCAAAUGGGAAGAGCACACCAACUUUAGUACUCUUCCUUCCGAUACUCCUACUUCCAUCAUCUCCAACAUAAAGAAAAUUCAAAAGGAUAUCGAUGAUAUAUGUGAUGCUAAAGGAAUCACUAUUCGAGCUCAAUUCACCAAAGUAAUGAGCAACCUUCUCUUGUUGAAGGUCUUAGAUACCCCCGUCUAUGGUGUAUUACGUCAACUCCUACUCUCCGCCUAUAAUGCUCAAAUGGCUGCCAACAAUAGUCGCACCUCAGAUAACAUCAAUGUUUAUAAGAAGCCAGAUACGAAUCGUAAUACUCGCACCUUCAAGUCGCCCGCAACUUUAGUAUGCUUUAGAUGUUGGGAUAUGGGCCAUAGCAGCUCUAGGAGUGGAUGUGAAAAUGCUGUUAGGGCCUUCCCAGGGUUUUCUGAUCAGGCCAAGGACCCCAAUAUUGGACAUAAAAAUGUAGCCGUAUGCGUCCAAUGUUGGAAGUCUGGACAUCGUAAAUCGGAAUGUAUUGGAACAUCUAGACCAUUCCCUGGUAUCAUCCAAGUAACAGGGGCUGCCACUAUUAGUCGAAACGAAUCUUCUAAUUGGUUGUUGGAUGGUGGUGCUUCUCAUCAUAUGACUGGUGAUGCUUCAUGUCUUGUUGACGGUCGACCAAUCAACAACCGUGUCUUCGGUAUUGGUAAUACAUCUCUGAAGGUUACUGGUAUCGGUCGAGUCAUUGGCCGU